Messenger RNA from Callorhinus ursinus (northern fur seal), 1035 nucleotides. RefSeq names its product mitochondrial ribosomal protein L41 (gene MRPL41). Gene Ontology annotation, biological process: translation. The record is from RefSeq and is a predicted model, not a curated record. NCBI's taxonomy places the organism in Eukaryota, Metazoa, Chordata, Mammalia, Carnivora, Otariidae. Gene Ontology annotation, cellular component: mitochondrial large ribosomal subunit. Gene Ontology annotation, molecular function: structural constituent of ribosome.
AGCCGCGGAGGGCGCCGGGAGCCGCGCUGGCCGCCGGGAGCCGCCGAGGGCGCCGCGGCUGGUCGCGGCGCGUGGGGGCUGUCUGGGAGCGCGCCCGCGUGGUGCAGCCUUCGGCAUGGGCCUCCUGAGCGGGGCUGCGCGCAUCCUGGUGCGCGGCGCCGACCGCAUGAGCCGGUGGACCAGCAAGCGGGGCCCGCGCACCUUCUACAAGAGCCGCGGCGCCAAGGGCACCGGCGUCCACGGCCGCGACGGGAAGUUUGUGCAGAUCAGGGAGACGGUCCCGGAGCUGGUGGUGCCCGAGCUGGCCGGCUUCAGGCUCAAGCCCUACGUGAACUACCGCGCCCCCGCGGGCGCGGACACGCCCCUGACGGCCGAGCGGCUGUUCCGGGAGGCGGUGGCGCCGGCCGUCGAGAAGGACCUCCGGGACGGCACCUUCGACCCGGAGCAGCUGCGGAAGUACGGCUUCGAGCCCACCCAGGAAGGCAGGCUCUUCCAGCUGUACCCCAAGAACUUCCCGCGCUAGGGGCGGCGCGCUCGGCUUUGGCGUCUGGCCGUCGGGAGACGAGAGGACCUAGAGGCCCCACGCCGGCGACACCGGAAGCCGUCGCCUGCCGACCGCAAGGGUUUGGGGCCAGGACACGUGGCUUAGCUUGUAAAAGGAAGAGGAUUCACGAGGCACGUCGCGCCACGGGACAGCACCGGCUAAUUCAUCGCCCGGAUUCUCCACCCCACGAAAGCCGUGCGCAGCCUGUAUGGGUUCAGAAGCAGCUGCUGUGGGGCCACACCGCCAGGAGUCUAGUCCCCUCGUCCUUUGGGUGCGCCUGUUUCCGUGCAUAGUCCCUCCGGCCCUCUGUAUUCUGCGUAAUACUUGAUUCUUAGGUGAAAUGCCGUUAAACUCAAAGGAGGGUUCAAAUGCUUCUAUUGAAAUAAAUGCGCCGUCAGCUGGGAAUCGACCGUUUUAGCAUAGUAAUUUCCUACCUGUUCUCACCUAUACUUUCAUCAGAAAAUAAAGCAAGAAACAGAAGUGUGUUUUCU